GAAAAAAAUAGAUGAACAAAAAAGGCUUAAGGAAUUUUUCCUCAUUGGAAGUGGAUUGAGUUGGGCUUCGAACGACGUCUCCACAACGACGCCACCAUCCCAACAACGGAGUAGGUGGCGACGACGAUAAAAAUGUCUUUGAAGUAUUGAACGAAGCUACCAUCCCAACAACGAACAGGUGCCGACGACAAUAAUGAUGAUGUCUUAUUGUCAUUAUUAAUAGCAAGUCUAAAAAGCAUCUAAAAUAAAGCCCAUCCAUUAAUAAUAAUGGGGGUUAAAAUCCUAGAGAGGCCCAACCAUUAAUAAAGCCCAUUCAAAUCAAUUCUUUCAGCAGAGAUAGAUCUAUCUCCGUGUCAUCUCCUUGAGCUAAAGUCGCUCAUCCGUCGUGUUCACAGCAUAUGAAGGCGGCAAUUAUAUCAUCUCCCGUCAUCUUCUUCAUGCCGCAGGUACGAGUAUAUCAGAAACAAAGCAGAUCCCCAUCUGGCCAAGAAUUAGUUUCGAGCUUGGCAAGACCUUCUUCUUCGAUGAACCGGAGCAAAGCCAUGGAUCUGCUCCUUCCUCUUCAACGGACGCGCAUGUAAUAAAAAGAAAUCAGCAGCCGCUUUGCUUCCUUGAAACCUCCGUCCGUGGCAUCAGCAAAGUUCUUGCCGGCGCAUCUCAGGCUGGACGAUUUCAGCAACGACAAUAGCUUUUCUCUCCGCCGAGCGGCAACAAAAGAAAAACAAAAUCAGCCUCAGCGUCUUCUCCAAAUUAUUGGCGUCGACACCAUCUAGCUUCCACAACGGGCCAGUCUUUAGCCACAACAGCUCCGGAAGAAUUCUACUCUGCUACUGGUUGAAAUUCGGAUGAACCAGCAUCAUCUCCGCCGCAUCAACUGAACGAUGGCCAACAUUUCCUCCAAUCACCGACCUCCUUCAACGGUCGCAUCAAUUCAUCAGUCAGGAUCUUCUUCAAGCACCAACUGGCUUCCAGCACGAGCAGCCCGGCAAGAGGCGUCAGCAUCUUUUCCAACACCAACUAGCUUCCAACACGAGCAGUCCUGUAAGAGGCACCAGCGUCUUCUCCAACACCAACUAGCUUCGAUCUGCAUCAGCGGCAAGAACAAGAGCAACCCACUGCAGCUUCGGAAGAAUCUCGCUGCAGGACUCUCUCGCCAGAAAUCAGCAACAAAGCAUCGAACACCGUCUCCCUCUUCGGCAGAAAUUCAAUUGUGAUUUCCCGAUUCUCCUCACACCAAUUUGUAGCUGAUGUUGAUCGUCAUCACCAACUGAGGUAAUUCUGGUACGGGCUGAUGGAUGUGUUCAAGAAAAUUCCCCUGCAAUUUCACAAAAAGAGAUGUGUGGGGUUCAAAAGAAAAACACGAGAGUGAAUUUACCUUUCAAUAUGCCGAUCUCUCUUUCUCCAGCCUCCAAAGCGUUAAGUGAUAUAGUUGAAAUGGAUUGCCAGAUCAUUAUUUCUUAUUUUGGGUGGUUAGGGGUUAUGCGUGUAAUUAGAAGCUAUCAAAAUAGAACACGUGGCAAGUCUGUUGAGUUAGUUUGUUGAGCUGAGCUAACUUUGAACUUGUCAUCAGUCUAUAUAGCUUCGGUUGUACAGGAAAAAUGAUAUGAAUAUCUUGAUUCUUGAUUGUCUUCUUUCCCAAUCUAUCUCCUCUCUAUUACUCUGUUAAUUUUCAGCAUAUGAGUCUCGUUAUCUACUUCUCUUACAUUUAAUAGAUAGCCUGAUUCAUAUCAAUGGUAUCAGAGCCUUGAUCCGACUACCUUGGAACGAUUGAAGAAGAAUGGCGCAGACGCGAAACUUCAAUUCAGAGAUGGAGGAAGCCCUAAAAGUCAUCCAGCUGGAGUUUGAUCAGAAAUUGGAGAGUCAAAACAAAAUCAUGAUGGAUAUGAUGAACAAGAUUAUGAAGAAAGUGGUGGAUAUGCAGAAAUCUAAGUCUGUAAGUGAGAUAGAGACCGAUGAAGACCCUGAUUCCCAGGAUAAAGAGGAGGAAUCAUCCGAGGAGGAAUCAGAUGGAAUCAUUGGCAAAUCUGCACCAACAAAUGGCUUUCGAUUCUCACCUAAAGUAGAAUUCCCCACUUUUGAAGGCCAGAACGCAAAGCUGUGGAUUCAGAAAUGUGAGAGGUAUUUUACACUUUUCAAUAUUCCUGACAAUCAGAAAGUUAAUCUAGCAUCAUUAUAUUUGGAGGGAAGGGCUGCCAGUUGGUUUGGACAUUAUAUAGGGUCCAAGAAAAGGUUGAAAUGGAAACAUUUUAUUGCUGAUGUGAAUGCUAGAUUUAAGGAUAACCUGAGUAAUAAAGUGGUGGAAAGGUUUAACAGUUUGAAACACACUGGGUUAUUGAAGACUUUUAUUGAUGAAUUUGAAACCCUGAAGGCUGCCAUGAUACAAAGGAAUCCCAAAUUGCCAUCUAGUUAUUUUUUGGACUGCUUCCUUGCUGCUUUAAAGCCUACAGUAAAAUCAUUUGUCAAAGCUUUCAAUCCUAAAAAUAUGGCAGAAGCAAUUGAGAUUGCUAGGCUACAAGAUGAGACAGUUGAAGCUUUUACAGUACAGGCCAAGUCUGCAAACUUUCAGAAAAUAGCUCUUAACAAACCUAUACUACCAACACCUAAUCAGCCACCAAAGACUGUUAUUAACCCAUAUAAGUCUAGUGGUACACCUGUACCUAGAAGGUUUGUAUCAGCUAGUGAAAGAGCUGAAAAAAGGGCUAAGGGUUUAUGUUACUACUGUGAUCAGCCCUAUAACAAAGAGCAUGUGUGUAACCAUAAGGGCACACAAUUUUUUUUGGUUGAAAUCACUGGUAACCAGUUGGAGGAGGAUAAGGAAGAAGAAAUAAUAACACAGGAGGGCAAUGUUGAGUAUAAUAUGCAGGAGGAGGAGCCCUUGAUAUCCUUUCAUGCAAUCAAUGGUUAUGCAGAUUAUAGAACCAUGAGAUUGAAUGGAUUGUGAAGAAUACUAUCUCUUGCACUAUUCCUAUUGUAGUACAUGCUGUACUUUUUGCACUAUUCCUAUUGUAGUACAUGUUGUACUAGUUGUACUAAUUAGAUGUUAGGUUAGUUGUACUACAUGUACUAGUUGUACUACAUGUACUAGUUGUACUACAUGUACUAGUUAGAUGUUAGGAUUUCCUAUAUAAGUGUAACCCUUCCUUUGAUUAAUAUACAAGAAAAUUCAGUUUCC
Molecule: messenger RNA, 3172 nt
Organism: Cuscuta epithymum
Lineage: Eukaryota; Viridiplantae; Streptophyta; Magnoliopsida; Solanales; Convolvulaceae
Source: the annotation of a GenBank genome assembly